Osmia bicornis bicornis is the source of this 10872-nucleotide messenger RNA. Its product is annotated as calcium/calmodulin-dependent 3',5'-cyclic nucleotide phosphodiesterase 1-like. Lineage: Eukaryota; Metazoa; Arthropoda; Insecta; Hymenoptera; Megachilidae. Gene Ontology annotation, molecular function: 3',5'-cyclic-AMP phosphodiesterase activity. The record is from RefSeq and is a predicted model, not a curated record. Gene Ontology annotation, biological process: signal transduction. The transcript is spliced from 13 exons. Bases 3276 to 5492 code for a protein of 738 amino acids.
UGGUUCAGUUGUAGCGGUACCGUGCUUCUGGUCGCACGUGUGUCUCCGUAUUCGCGUUGUUUCGCGUGUUGUCAUUCGCGCGUGUACACAAUUGCCCGUCUUUCUUACUCCCUCGUCGAAUUCGCCUCGGUCCCCCCCCUCUACCACCCACCUCCUCGAGUACACCAACCACUCGCACGAGACCGCCGCGUGACGUCUGACCGAGCACGCGGUUCUUCUACUUCCACGUCGCGCCUCUUCCUCCGAAAGUUUCCUUCGCUCCGAUCGCUCUGUGAAAUUUUAUCAACGGUUCAAAGUUUGCCUCGAACCGGUCGUUGUUCGUGCCUCUUAUAACAUCGAUCUGAAACGACGUCGUUCCGGAACUGCAAGUGGCUUGACGAGUAUCGAUCGUACGAUAAUUAGCUUGCGGAGAAAAUUGUAAAUAAAUUAGCCGACGUUCAGUCGACACCUGGAGAAUCGUCAGUAGGCUUUUACUGAACAAAGUGAAUAAUCCUGGAUUGAUUGUGAACAAAGAAUGAGAAAAAGGAUAAUCUGGGUUAGAGUAUAAAUAAACAUCGAGCUAUUUUAUUAAACGAUAGUUGUGCAAACGAGAGUCGAGUGAUCGACGAGUGAUCGAUCAAUAAUAUCAAUGAUCAAAGAACUCGAGGAGAUUGAUUGUCAGAUGAAAAACGUGCGCGCCGUACGCGUGCCGGCUUGGCGAUCGUGCCGGCGCGGCGCGCCGGUGCACGAGCGGGGAAACUGAACUUAAGGUUAUGGUAAUUACGAAUCGAUCGUAAGAUUCGGAUCGUCUCCGUUACGAUUUCCCGUGUUCGUGUUCGUGUUCGUGUUCGGGUUCGUGCAUGCACCUAACGACCGGUGUAAAAGGUCUUCGAAGAGGAGAAAAGGUAAUUGAACUAUCCUGCAAACUUGCCGCCGGAAUUUUCAGCUAAAUUACCCCGAACAGAAACUCUCGCCACUUUUCAUUCGCGAUAAAGGCGAAGUAAUUCUGGUACUAGACACGAAUGAAAUUUCUCGUGUAAGGUUUUCGGUGGUCGGCCGGAGUGAUCCAUAAAGGAUCGAUUGGUCGAGACUUCAAAGGCGACCGUGCAAAAGAGCGUCGCAAAGAAAAAGGGGAUGAAAACCGCAUACACGACCGCACUGUUUGCGUUGACCUGAACCGAUUCUCGCGAGGAACACGUGUUAAUACAUCGAACGAUCGUUUGGAAGUGAUCAAUCAGCGUGAAAAGUCUUCACGGAGAAAAGUACAUCCAUCAAAAAUAAACCAAGUAAUAGAACGAUGUCUUUCGUUUUUUUUUUUUUUCAACCGGCGAAUUUUAACGUGUAUUAACGUAACUUAGAAGAUGAAUUAGAAGAUGAAGAAUUAGGGCUUAGAAGAUGAAUUAUAUUGACCGACGGGAUAAUCCUUUGGACAGAGCAAUUAUAAUCCAUCGUUUGAAACGUCCGCUACAGAACCGACACACGGAGUACUUCUUUAGGUUCAUUAGAUUGUAGCGUAAAGCGUACAUCCCUUUAAUCGUGCCACUCUGCCACGGAGUACAAGAAGUGGAUUUAGCUAGUGUAACGCGUAACGUAUUCCCCGUAGCUGUAUGGCACGUAUUUGCUAGAAAUUUCGGUCGCGUACGUGAUGAGAAAGAUUCUGAAUCCGAACGACCAUCUCGUUCAGACGUAAUCGACGCCGAGGUCACUGUUCGCGGCAUUAAUUUUUGCGCUGCUGGAAACCUUAACGGUGCAGAAACGAGGAACCUCUGCGAAGGUGUGAAAGGAAAGAAAGAAACUUGCUCUGUUUACCUGGUUGUUGUGAAACACUUGAAGAUUUCUUCGGUAGUUGGUUGCUCGAAUCCGCUUUGGAGUUUACAGUUCCGUAAAUCAGGGAUGAACGACUCUGGAAAGCAAUAGAAACUUCGUCGACUUGAAAUAAUAUAAAAAUGUAGCUAUAUUUAUGGUGCAGACGGUGAAGAAUCGUUGAUUAAAUCGUCAGGCGAUAAUAAUAGAUGAUGGACCUGUUUUACAGUGGUUGAAUACCGAAUUAAUCGAAUUACAAAUUGACGCCGGCGAAAGAACGGGGUAGGAUGAUUGCUCGCCAAGUGAUCGGACUACUUAGACCCGUGUAAUUUAAAGAAUCCUGUGUUAAACGAACCUGACGAAGGACGACGCGCGUGGCGAAAGUUUCUGCGGCUGAGGAACAAGGAUGCUGGUAAUCCGAGACCCUUCGCUGGAAAUCAGCACCGACGAAAGCAAUUCCAGAAGAUAAACAAGUUCACUGGGAAGCACCGGAUGUACUGAUUGUCAUUGAAGUUCGUCAAACCUCGGAACAGUUUAAUGGAUGUGAUAUCCGUUUAACAGGCGAAACUGUUCAACGGAAAACACUGGCCGGAAAGAAAUACUGGUACGAGUGUAACUUUCUUCCGAAGAACGAAAGAACCUAAAAUAAUAAACAACGAUAUUCGAACGGUUAUUAUUACCGAAAGAUUUUCAAGGCACGCAAAAUUAAUCUAAACUAAAAGGUUUUUAAGAGGAAGAAUUCUUCUGGAACGGUUGAGAGGAAAGCUGAAAUACAGGCGCAAAUCUGUCGUCAAACAACUGUUGUAUUUCGCAUCAAGAGGACGAAUACUCUCUGUGGAGUUUCAAGCUGAUCAACGCGAUCGUGUUGUGGCUAAAAUCCGUGGGAUCUUGCAUCGCCCACGGCCAACUAAUCCUUCGGCAGCCGAUCUUGCGGCGGUAAACAUAAUUUAAAUUAAAGGACAAAGGUAGAAGACGGGAGUGAAUCGUAACCGAGCAUUUGGAAUCCCGUCGAAUAAUAAACGGAACGUUGCGUCAUUGACGAUGGACAAAUAGAAAUCAGCGUGAAAUGUGUAUUUCAAUCUGCGCGGUGUGUUUGGUGGGUUGGAACUAAUUCGAGGAACAUUUCCAAAGCGUAUUAAUCCGUUAAGGAAAGGGAAUAAGUUAAGGGGAAAGGUAAACAAACAGAGGAGGUGGUGGUGGUGACGGCGGGAAGACAGAGGGGGGGUUAUUCGAACGAGGGAGAAUCGUACGAAUCGCGAAGGAAACAGUUUGUAUUUCUGGUGCAAGCGGAACGUAGGUGGGUGUGAUCCAACGGCAAUAAUGAGUGUAAAAUGCAUGCUGUCACGAGGUCGCGAUAAAAAGUUGUCGGCGACAGAGUCUCGAUGGUGGUCGCGUGGCUAAGUGGACUUAGUGUGGGAAUGGUGCGGAAGUAGAUCUCCUUUCUUCCGGCAUCCGCUGGAAAAGUGACGUACAAGUGGCUUUAGAAGAGAACGAUGAUGUCUAGACAAAGCAAAGACCCCGUGCAGAAGUGCCACUCGGACCCAGGUGCUGCGAGUACCGACGGUACUCCUUGCAGCCCUGGUAAGCGAAUUUCUCGCAGAAUCGUGCCAGGCAUUCAGACAUCCUCCAAUACGCGCAAGUGUGUCCUCACCUUGGACGGGUACAGCUACGUGAUCGUUGCAUCUCCGCCCGACCGCAGAGUGACGAGAGAUGAUAUCGCAGUGUCCUCGCCCGGUGCAUCUCCAAAUGCUAAUGCAACUACUAGCUGCACUAGUACAGCAUCCUCCCGAUUGUACAAUCCUUCCUCGCCGGGUCGAAAUGGUCAGCUAUCCAAACAAGGCACGUUAACGAUAGUACGUCGAAGUUCCGGCAAGAAUAAAAGUAUCGGCGAAAGUUUCGAAAGUUCUCCACCACCGCACAGUCCUGACACUCUUUCGUCAAGCCAAUCUGUGGAUCUUGACGAGAUUCUAGAUAAUGUCGAUCUUACGACGGACUCGCUUCCUGCCGUUGACACCCCCGAUGCUUGUGACAAGGCUGCCCUCAGAUUAAGAUGCUUGUUGAGGCAGCUUCAGCAUGGCGAAAUAUCUGCAGAAUUGCUGCAACGAAAUUUGAAUUACGCUGCACGCGUUCUUGAAGCAGUCUUCCUCGAUGAAACCAAGGUGAAUUCAGGAGGGGUUGAGUGCUCUCGGUCAUCGCGUAGGGGUGCGGGUCUGUCAUCUGCAUCCAUUGGGAGCGGCUUGGACUCGGACGGACAACAGGGCCACGCGGUGGUAACCCAGAAACGGAAGCUUCGCACCCCCGUAUGGGCAAGAGAUGCCGAGCGUGUGGAGUCAACCGCUACUUGCCGUCAGGGUGUACGACGUAGGCGGCUGGCGGACGAGGACGACGAAUUGUCGGAGGUUCAACCGGACGCGGUGCCGCCGGAAGUACGCGAAUGGCUCGCUUCGACGUUCACGAGGCAGCUGGCAACCACCAGACGAAAGGCGGACGAGAAACCCAAGUUCCGUUCGGUCGCGCACGCCAUCAGGGCAGGGAUCUUCGUAGAUCGGAUUUACAGACGGGUCACCAAUACCGCGUUGAUGCAGUUCCCUCAAGAAGUGGUUAAAGUGCUUAAGACCCUGGAUGACUGGUCGUUCGACGUGUUUUCAUUAAGCGAAGCCGCAAUGGGAGCACCGGUUAAAUACCUCGGUUACGAUCUGCUAAAUCGAUACGGCAUGAUCCACAAAUUCAAAGUCCCCCCUGCGGUUUUGGAAUGCUUUCUGGGAAGAGUCGAGGAGGGUUACUGCAGACAUCGAAAUCCGUAUCACAACAAUCUGCAUGCUGCAGACGUUGCCCAAACUAUGCACUAUAUUUUGUGUCAAACAGGAUUAAUGAAUUGGUUGACCGAUCUGGAGAUUUUCGCCACCCUGGUGGCGGCGAUUAUUCACGAUUACGAGCACACUGGGACCACAAACAAUUUCCACGUAAUGUCCGGUAGCGAAACAGCACUCCUCUACAAUGACCGAGCUGUUCUGGAAAAUCACCACAUCUCCGCGAGCUUCCGGAUAUUAAAGGAGGACGAAUGUAACAUACUGCAAAACUUAUCGAAAGAGGAAUUCCGUGAAUUUCGUUCGUUGGUGAUCGAUAUGGUUCUCGCAACGGAUAUGAGCUUCCAUUUUCAACAACUAAAGAACAUGAAGAACAUCCUAAGCCUGGCAGAGCCAAGCGUCGACAAGAGCAAAGCUGUCAGUCUGGUUCUUCACUGCUGUGAUAUUUCUCAUCCGGCCAAGAGAUGGGAUCUCCACCACAGAUGGACCAUGCAGCUACUGGAAGAGUUCUUUCGACAGGGUGACAAGGAGAAGACUAUGGGAUUACCGUUCUCUCCGUUAUGCGAUCGCAACAAUACUCUUGUGGCUGAAUCGCAAAUAGGAUUCAUAGAAUUUAUCGUCGAACCCAGCAUGCAGGUGUGCAGCGACAUGCUGGAAACGGUCCUCGUUCCAUUGUCACAGAACGUUAAAGAGAGCGUGGAUGAAUCCAACAACGGAUCAGCGGCUGAAAGCAGGAGGAUUAAGAUCGGUAAGCCAUGGAUUCCUUGUCUCGCGGAGAACAAGAGCAUUUGGAAGGAACAAGCUGUUCGAGAUGCAGAAGCAAGGGCACAGAAAGAGCAAGAGCAGAAGGCGAGCGAUAACCGUGAGGAUAGCGACACGUCACAAGCGGCACCUGAGGAAUGAAAAAUGCGGCGAGCCGUGUUGUUUUUCAGGAAUAUAUGUAAUUUUAGGCUACGAAGCCCGUCAAAACAUUGAAGAUCACUAUUGAACCGGCUGGCUGAUUUCUUUGGACACUAGCGUAUCUAAAAUUAUAGAUACACUUCUAGGAAUAUUUAUACCGUUUCUUUAUCACUUCAUACGGACCGUAUCGACAAAGAAAGUCCGCAUCUCUACAACCCGUGAUGUCUCGUUGCAACAGAUAUAACAAAAGAUUAAUUAACAACAAAAUUAAAAUCAACCUUCUUCAAGGUAUUUAUUUUACAGCUUGCUUUAUCUUGUCAGCAACAAACUCUCGAUUCGCUCAAAAUGAUCAGCAAAAUGUAAAAACGAUAAACUAUUUUUAUUUGAUAAUAAAAAUAAUUUACUAUUUAGUAAAAAAUAGCCGGGCUCCCAAUAUACGUGUAGCCUAAAAUUACCAGCGUCUGCGACAGCAGUGAAAAUCGAACGCACUUAACAAACACACACAUACACGGAACAAAGAAAUCAUUAAACGUACUUAGAGAGCACAAUUAUUCGUUCGCAAUGAAGUGCUGACAAGUGUGAAAGGACACUACGUUAAUGUUAACAGAAUUUCCACGGCGUUCCGCUAUUUCAACGCUGUUCUUAUCCGUACCUGUUUUUUCUUACAAUUAGUGUAUAACUACGAGCAUACAUUAUUUCAUAGGAACGAAGACUUUCAUCUUUGACGAAGCAUCCAGGAGAUAUGACGCGAUCAAUUUAUUCUAUUGCUUUCAUUCCUCGCGGAACAAUAAUCAAAAUUUCCAUUUCCUUAGCUUCCCAAAUCUGAAGGAGUAAAAAAAAGAUGGAGUUUAAGAAUUAUUAUCAUAGAAUAAUAAGAUAUUCUUCAUAUUGCAAUUUUGGAAAAGUAGAAAUGUUACAAAAUAGCAGAAUUAUUCUGUUAGAAUAUAAAAUUCAAUUUUCGAUGGUAUACUUCCUGAAAUGUUAUUAACAAGCAACUAUGCUUAUACAUUUAUGCUAUUUGCUUUUACAGUCUUUUUCCUAACGUCAUACGAUAAGAAUUAAUUAAAUGUUGUAGCCUGAAAAUUGAUAGACGCAGCUGACUAUCGCACAAGUAUCGAGCUCGAAGUUUCUUUCGAAUCGAGAAAUUCGACUUUUCCUUUUGAAAAAGUACUGUGAAGUUGAAGUUGAAAGUCUUCGUGUUGCGCCAAGCCCUAAUCUCAACGUGGUCGCACGAUAGAAACGGAUUUCCGCAAGACGAAGGAAGUUUACACGUGCUUUCUCGAUACCGUGACCGGUUGCUGGUUAAUAAAAGAGAAAGGGCAAAAGUCGCUUCUUCGACAGUCCGAUUUCUUCGAUUUGAUUCAUUCAAAAAAGUUUCAUCCUCGAAAGUUUUCGGCGGACGCAGGUGAUUCGAUUGGUCGCUGUUUCAAUUCAAUUUGCAAAACGGUAUCCUUCGUAAUAUCGUUCAUCGAGAUUUUUCUCAGAUCGCUAAGAAAGGUCGAGUUAACGUUGUUAAAGGACGAGAACCUUUGAGACAUGAUUCUGAAACGGUUAUUGGAUUAGUGGAAAAUAAGUGGAUAUAUUCUUUGAAAACAUCUUUAAGAAUAUUUUUACCUAUUUUCAGAUAAAAAUUCAUCGCAAUGGAGAUAUAUUUUUUAAUAAAUUUGCCGAGCUACUUUUUUAAAUGAUUAUAAAGGUUGUAUUUAAUUAAGAAAUUUGUUGAAAUAUCUAAUAAUUUCUUAAUCAAACAUUCCGUUUAUGUGAGAUAUACUCAUUUUUAUUGAAAGUGCUUACAGAAAAUAUCAUUUUCUGUGAAAUUCUAAAACAUACUUAUUCAAAUAACAUUUGAAAAGUGUAUAAGUGUAAUCUAACGUUAAAAUUUCUCAAUUUCCAACGAUAACUUAUAUGUAAAUAAACUCUUUAAACACUUCAAAGGAGAAAAGAUGUUCUCCAAGAAUUUUCGAAAGUAUAUACAUAUACAUUCAACCUCGAUAGCCAGGAAACGAAAAAGGAAAGGGUGCUGAUUUAGAAGUUUCCAAUCGAAUCAGCGAUCAAAAGAACGAACAAGUGACACUGAAUCAGGAAAAAUCGGGCCCAAAUAAGCAGUGAGGGUUAGUUCCCCAGAGGUGUAACGUCACUGUACAUACUUACGUUAGAAGUGUAUUCGUAUACACGUAAAGAUGCAGCUUUAAUGUAUGUAAAUGUAAAAUGUAAAAUGGGAUAUCAUUAGAAUUUACUUCGACGUACGCUACGUUUCGUCCACAUGUACAUACAUAAGUGGAAGAAAGUCGGGUCCUUGUGUAUCGAUGUAUCAUCCUGAACGAAAGACGUCGAUAAAAAAAAAAAAAAAAAAUAAUGGAAACGCAAAUGGAUAUCACAAACGUGUCAAGUUUGACCAAUUGACAGAACAUAUCGGAGAAUUGCUUUAUAAAUGGGGAUUGAUCGAUUGAAAGAAAGAAUUGAAUUUAUACGACGUCUUUUCGUGCUCAACUUCUACCGAUGACAUGUAAAUCCUUCAAUCAGGGCUCGUAGUCUUCUUCAGAAAACGAUGUAUUCGUGUAAAAUUGCAAGGUAUAGGACGUGGAAGCGUUAUCUUGAAAAUGAUAUAUUAUAUCGUCGUAGAGAAUGUAUAGAAUAAUGUCUCUAGCUCGAGGGUUAAACAUAUCCGUCCUGUAUUUAUUUUUCUUUCUCUCCUUGUCCUGUUUUAUUGGCCCGCGAUUGGAUGUUCUUUGUUACUGUGAAAUUUUAAGUAAAUACGUUAACCCUUGAACUGACCAGGUCAAUUGUGACCCAAACGUAGGACCUUCCUAUAUCGGAAAUUCUAUAAUAUUUAAAGCAACAGUAUAAAAUUUAGAAAAUGAAUUGUAAAUUAAAUUGAUGUUAUAAAUUAUACGUUGAGUUAGCAAAGACUUCGCUUCGUAAUUGAUUAAGAAAAUCUUAGGAACUUCGCGAUACACAGAACACCCAUUCAGCGUUCCAAGAACCAAAGUACCUUGCUUAAGUGCGAGUAUAUUAACUGUAUAUAAAAAUUGUAAACGGGAUCUGUUGCCUGUUCGCAACGCGGAAAAACGUUCGCAUAUAUUCUCUCAAGCCAAGACUGUAUGUACACGAGAAUUGUAUUCAAGAGGCAAGGAAACUCGCACUUACCUAUUCAUUUCCUUCAAUUAUGUAUCCACCAAAAAAACAUUGAGAAUCAUUAAAAGGUAGUAAUUUAUUGAAUAUAAGUCUAAUUUGGAUGAUAAAAAUAAUGUAACAUUAUAAUAGACGUAGAUAUUUCAAAAAAGAAAUAAUCAAAAUAUACAAUGCAUAAUAAAUAGGGGUGUGUAGCUACCCGAAAAUUCCGGUCUUUGAAUCAGUGUUGGAUUGGGAAUUCGGUUCGAACUCGAAAUUCAACUACAUCCGAUUAUGCAGGAUAACAUGUAUGAAAACACUUUCAAACUUAAAAAUUCAAAGUAAGUCUGAAAAAUCAUGCCCCAAACGCGGUGUCUAAACGAACUGAAUUUCUGAUCCGAAGCGAUUUCGAGUCCGAAGUUAAUAUUUGGGUUCCAAAAUUACGGGUACCCGUACAAAUUCAUGAGCAGGAUAAACUUUCGAGGUUUGGCCCGACUCGACCCGGUCAUUACCCGCCCUAAUUCGGUGCUCGCAUUUCAGAGUAGCCGUACACUCAUAAUAACGAAGCGUCUUCAUACAGUGAUCAACAUUUUUUGAAACAGAAUGUUUUCUAUCGCUUUGAAACCAGUCGACUUAUAUCAAUAUUCUUCUUUCUGCACUUGUGAAACAUUUGAACAAGUAAUCUCUUUGUUCCUUUGGUGGAUUCGUAUAUGUACGCUUCGCGUUGAUGUUCAUCAUCAACGAACACGCUUGCCAUUAUUACGUUACGUGCUCGACACGAGUUCGUUUUCCUUCCUGCAGCGGACGAGGGGCCAAAACGCGUGAUAGAAUACUAAAAACUUGAAUCGUGCUCGUACUAAGAGAGUAAUAUUUCGAUAAAAAAAGCGCGAGCGAACAUGUAGACGCUUAAUCGUUGGUUUCGAUUACGUUGAGAUCGUUGAACAAUAACCCCAUGAUCAUGCUGCAAUUAUUGGGUAUAAUCGUGAAAUACGAGGCUCAGGUUUGAAAGUAUUAAAUGCAGAUGCAAGAAAUCGAUUUGCACCAUGUUAACGCGUUCACUUGUACAGUGAAAAUAUUAUCAUUUUAAUUUACACUUUGGUAAUUCAUCAUGCUACACUUUGCUGUUUCAAACUUCCUUUGCUACAAAUUUGUUAAUAGGCUUUUAAGAAUCAAUUAACAAACCUAUGAUUGCUAUUAAUUUACGUAUGACUCAUAAAGAAAGUCAUCCAGCUUGAAGAUUUUAAUUUUUAGAAAACUUUGUGGAAUUGUAGAAAACAUCAAGUAUGCAAGUUAUGAUUUUGUUUUUUCGUCGAAAUUCAAGCUAAAAAAGUGAAUCUCUUGAAGCAUGCCAAAUUAAUUAACAAAUUUAUUUUGUUUGCGCAAGUGCAUAAAUGAAUGUUUAAUGCCUCAAGUGGUAAUCAACGUGAUAAUCAUGCAAAUCUUUUCACGCUUAAUAUUUAAAAUUUCCAGAGAAGCAAAUUUUCUUCAGCAAAGUCUGCGUUUUCGCUCGCGUCCUUAAUUUUUACCCUAAAAUUCUCUUCAAUGAAAUACUGGCCUUUCCUUGUAGAACAGAAAAUUAUACAUAUGAAUCGAGAUAAUGCAACUAAAGAAAAGACGAGUGCAAGAUUCUCGAUCCGUAUCGACCAUUGUAACGCUUCGCUCUAGGUGUAUGUACCUAGGAAAAUAAAAAAGAAAAAUGAAAAGCACGAUAAAAGAUCAAUAUAAUCGAUACGCGAUUACAUCGUGGCUCGAUCUUGUCCGAGACGAGGAUCGAUAUUACGUGACACAGAGGCUUCAGACGAAACAAUACUCGACCAAUAAUCGUAAGAUAGGUAACCGAGAAGCACCCAACUCACUAACGUGCAAACACUUACUUACACGUACAAACACCCCUUUAAUCCUCUAAGAAUUCUACGACUUUCCACUUUUUAUUCGUCGUCGAGACUGGUUGAACAACUAUGUACCGCGUGACUAGGAAUCGAACGCGUGUACACCUAGCAUUUUUCCUUCAUUUUUAUUUUUCUCAAAUUCCUUUAUUCGACCAGGAACGUUCGUUUAUCGGCACAAUUUAUUGCAACAGGUGUGUACAUAAUCAAGUAAACUUCAGCACCAUGUCCGUUUGAUGUGAUGUAAUUAACUAACGACGUAAUGAUGUCAAAGAACGGGAGAAUAUAUAUUAAUAUAAAUACAGAUAUGAAGUAUAAAUACAUCUCGUCUAUAAUUAGUAUUGUAUUCUGCAUAAAUUUACCGAGAAAUAAAAAAUACUCGAUUA